AUGGAUAAAAAAAUGAAAACCAAAAUAAAAAAGAAGGAAAUUUUUGAGAAGAAGAAAAAAGAAAAUAAAAAAUUCUUAAACUAUGUAAAAACAAACCAAAAAUAUGAGAAUUUUCAAAAGGCAAUUUUAAAUAGCAAGAAUCAAAAAAUUAAUCAUAAUAUUAAAAAACUACACGAUACUACAAUUAAAAAUAAAGACAUUCCAAGUAACAAUAUUAAAGUACAUGAUCAAAUAAUAGAGCCAAAUACAUUUUCAAAGGCAUAUAAUUUUAUAUUUGAUAAAGUAAUAAAUUCCCAGGCUGCAAACACACCUAUCGAUACCCAUAUGCUAUAUUGUAAUUUUGAUUUAUCUAUGAGCUAUAAUAUAGGAAAAUCAUACAACUUCCCAAUAAAUUUAAUUCAUUCAUACUAUUCGGAUGUAAUCAUAUUAGUAUCCGAAAAUGCCGAUAAGUGGAAGAAUAUGGUUAUUGAAAAUAAAUUAAAAAGAGUCAAAAAGGUCAUAACUUAUGAUAAACUUGAAGAUGUAUACUAUAAGAACGAUUUAUUAAACGACCUUGUUAAAAGAUUCGAUUUAUACAUAUUUGAUUCAUCUGCUAAAGCAAAAAAAUAUGGCAACUUGAUAUCAAAAAUAAAAAAAUAUAACAAAACAUAUACAACCGUACAAAUAAGCGAGGAUAAUUUUGUCGACACAAUUGAUAGAGUUAUUCGUAGGACAUACACAGAUCUAAACAAAGGAUCAACACAUUCCGUUCCCAUUGGUUAUCUUACUUUAGGAAAAGACAACUUAUAUGAUAACAUAAAGGAGUCAGCAAAAAUUAUGCUUCAAUUUUAUGAACAAAAAAAAAUAUCAGUAAUAUCCAUAAACUUGAGAUAUAUAAAUAUGACUAUCCCUGUAUAUAUACAAGCUUUAAAAGACGGUACAUUAUCAGAAAGCUAUUAA
Molecule: messenger RNA, 939 nt
Organism: Plasmodium vinckei vinckei
Lineage: Eukaryota; Apicomplexa; Aconoidasida; Haemosporida; Plasmodiidae
Product: conserved Plasmodium protein, unknown function
Exons: 6
Coding region: 1-939 (312 amino acids)
Source: RefSeq, a predicted model, not a curated record